This is a messenger RNA of Ectocarpus sp. CCAP 1310/34, 4761 nucleotides long. Lineage: Eukaryota; Phaeophyceae; Ectocarpales; Ectocarpaceae. The record is from the annotation of a GenBank genome assembly.
AUGCCGCGCAGUGGCGACGAGGUUCUAAGCAAGGCAGAGCAAGAUGCGUGGGCGGCCGUCGACCGCGCUUUAGCGACAAAGGACGACGCAGCCACCGUCGGCCAGAAGGUGUUCAAGGAGUUGGAAGGCGUGGACAAGGCGGUUUCCGCUGCUUGCAGCGGCGUCAUUCGAGUUCUCCUGCAGCACACUUUCCUGGAAGAUGUCCUUGUAGCAACCACCUCCGUUACCGCACCUUCGAGGCGUUGUCGUAGCUACGCUUCCCGGCACCCAAGCCGAAUUCGACGCAAGGACAACGUCGUUGUGAUGGCGGAAGCUUACGAAGACGCUGGUGGUGGUGCAGCCACGGCCACGGCCGGAACCGUAGAGCAAGCGUCCCCCGCCGCGGGGAGCGCAAGCGGCAACAAGGGUGUCACGACAGUCACUUCUUCCACCGCCGCCGGUAGCCAAAGGGCGGACGCUGCUGCUCGUAACCCAUCGAAGGGCGGAAAAUCCAGGUCAAAGGGUACAGCAAAGGCUGCUACUGUUCGGGGUUCCUCGGCCAGGUCUCGAUCAACGGCGCCAGUCCCCCCAACGGCCACCCCUGCUCCCCUCCAAGGAGCGGCAAGCGUCGAGAGGACAUUCCAGUCGUUGGCGGCGGCAUUCGGUGAGACGCUGGUGCCCGUGGACAGGGCCGCGACCAGGGAGGAGAGAGAGGCGGUGUGGACCGGAAGAGUGAGACACUUUCACGCCCGCAUACAAGCGCAGCAGGCCGUUCUCAUGAGGAGAGUAACGUCUGCAGCUGCCUCGGUGUACGCCGGCGUUCUCCCCCUUCCCCCCGAGCUCAACCCGGUGUUGCGGCCCCUUGUGUCCGCUGUGAAGAAGGAGCCGGACGCGCAGCGCCGAGGACUCAGUGCCUCCCGCUUGGCUCGCCUGGCCACUGCCCUCCUCGGGGACGCCGCGCGCUCCGAACGCCGCGAUGCGGGGGCAAUGGUCCUUUUCGGCCUGGCUUCGCUGAGCGGGAAGGGGCAGCAGCAAAGCCUCAACAGCCCCUCAACCGCAGCCGCAGCGGCGACCGAAGAAACGUUGAUGGCGGUGGAAGUCGCUUGCGAUGGCGCGACGGAGAUGCUGAGGCACGCGGUUUCCCUCGCGCCAUCGUCGUCAGCAGUGCCCACGGCGCCCGUGCUGCCGCCUGCUUCGCCCGCGUCUGCCGCGAGGCCGUUGCUGGCUCCCGGCUCUACUCGCAGCGACGUCCGCAGUGGCGGUGGUCGUGGCGAAGGGAGAGAAGAGGUGGUGAAAGACGGAGGUCGUGAAGGAAGGAGAGGGAGAGGAGGACGGGGUGGGAAGGCCGUGCGAGACUGGGCGCUGCAGACUCUCGCUCCGCUCUUGCGGCACCCCUCCGGCAUGGGAACGCAGGGCGGCAACACCAUCGGAGCCGGGACAGCGGCGUUGCCUCGGCCUCAGCGAAAGCUCUCGGCAGCGGAGAAAAAGAAGUCGGCGGACGAGAUCCGGGCGAUUGACCUGUCGGCCGCUCUUGGGGUAGCGGAGGCGCUGUUGCAGGCCGCUCGUGACCGAACCGCCGCCGCCGCCGCCGCCGCCGCAAACCCUGACCGGGGCGAGCGGCCUCUGCUGGGAAGCCUCCUGCUCGAAACGUCGCUCGCCGCCGGACUGUUAGCCCUCGCGCGGUCCGGGGUGCCCGUCUCCGGCGAAGACGAGGGUGCUGACAUUUCUGCCGAACCAUCUCAUAGACGCACCCGGCUACGCCAACACCGUCGUAGCGGCGGGGGUGCUGGAAAUGCCCACGAUGGAGGCACGCCGAGCGUUGACGGUGGCGGUCACGCGGCGGCUGUGGCAGCAGCAACGGCGGACGCGGCAUUGAUCAUCGCAAGAGACGCGGCCGCCUUAUUUCCGGACGGGUUGUGGGAGGGCCUCCGCUCGGACUUGCUCCCGGCCCUCGCGGCCGGGGCGUGUUCUGGAGAUGUCGGUGGUAGCGGUAUGCGUGGUGGUAGUUUCGGCGACGGCGGCGUCGGCGGCAUCGGCGUUGCGGGAGAUGUGAGGGCCGGGCUGGUCUUGAAGGAAGUGGUGGGCGGGAUGGGAACCGGCGUGGUGCCGUACGCCGCGAGGCUGCUGCCGGUGGCGCUGCGGGGAAUGACGGACGCCAACGAAGAGGUUCGUGGCCUCCUGGCGGGCACUUUCAACGAGCUCGUCAAGGCGGUGGCGUUGGCAGCGGACGACGCUGAUGACGACGGCCGCGCCGGCGACCACAAAGGCGGGGAGGACCUCGGUGACGGUGGUGUUUCUACGGAGUGUACCAUCGACGGACAACUACACGGGCAGGGGAAAGCUUCAGCGGCAGCAGCGGCGGCGCGUGUAGGCAAGGCGGCUGGCGAUAGCGUGGAAGAAGACGGCGAGCUAAUCGCGAGGCAUCUCGUUCGUGGCGAGCCUCUCCCGAGGCUCCACCGAGGCCUUCUACCGGAGGCGCUCGAGCGAAAUGCGGCCGCGGGCGUGACGAUUCGCCCCUACCAGUGGGAGGGCAUCGCUUGGCUAGACUUCUUGAGGCGAAUAGGAGCGCACGGCAUCCUUGCGGACGACAUGGGCCUGGGAAAGACCCUGCAGGCGCUGAUGGCGGUCGCCAUGUGCCACCACCACCAUCCGGGCCGCCGGUCGCUUGUUGUGUGCCCAAGCAUGCUGGUCCAUCACUGGAAGGCAGAGUGCUCGCGCUACUUCGGAGACGGCCUCCUCCGACCCGUCGCGUACGCCGGGCCCCCUCUAGCUCGCCGUCGUCUGGCGGGACGGCUCGGCCUAGGCCCUGCCGGUAACCACAAGGACAGAAACGGGACUAACGGCGAUGCUGACGGCUCCCAGGGACCGGGCACAGAUGGCGCUAAGGCGUCAGCGGCGGUAGAGGAGGAAGAAGAGCCGGAGCGCGCAAACGUGGUGAUAACUUCUUACAACGUCUUGAGGACAGACGCGGACGUCCUUGGAAAGCAGGGCUGGCUCUACUUAGUCCUGGACGAGGCGCACCUGCUGCGAAACCCCGCCACUCGCACCGCCAAGGCCGCCAGGGCGCUGAGGUCCAACCACCGCGUGGGGCUGACCGGCACCCCCAUCCAGAACUCGGUGCUGGAGCUGUGGUCACUCUUCGAGUUCCUGAUGCCAGGGCGGUCUUUCCAGCGGCAUGUGGCACGGCCGGUGCGAGCAGCUCUGUCGUCUGACGGGGAUGGAAGGGCCACCGUGGAAGGCCUGCAGGAGCUCGAGAAGCUGCAUAGACAGGCAGGAAGUCGUUCGCCCAUGCUAUUGUGGAUAGUGCUUGUGGUGGCGGUGUUGCCAUUCGUCCUCCGGCGGGAGAAGAGCGAGGUACUCGCCGACCUCCCCUCCAAGAUCAUCACCGAGAUGGUGUGCGAUCUCACGCCCGAACAGCGACGGCUGCACAACAUAUGGGCGCGAGGAGGUGACGGGGGGCGCGUUCUGGCCGCCGUUGCUCAGGCCGAGGAGAUGGAGGCUGCCAGGUUGAGGGCCGUUGCGUCCGCCGCGGUGGCGGCUACAGCAGCAGCAGCAGCAGCAACUGCAACCUCGGAACGUUCUGCAGAACCUACCGGACACGUUGAUGGCCCCACUACGGCAGCACCCACACCUUUCCCGGCAGUAACCGCUACCGGCGGUGAUAGUGCCGCCGGCGAUGGCGGUGCUGCUACCGCAGAUUCGCGGGGCAAAAAUACUACCACGGAAGCGAGCAGGGCGGCUGCGCCAACGGGACGACUUUCCUGUGGGGCACAGACGCUGGCUUGUCUGUCGAAGCUGCAGCUGCUGUGCGUACAUCCUUCUCUGGUGGCUCCAGAGGAAGGGACGAAGCGGCGGGAGAUGAGCGAGGACGUGAAGCUGUCGGGGAAGCUCAUGGCGCUCAGAGAAUUGCUCUGGGAUGCGGGCAUCGGCAAGAGCGAGAGCGUCGACAUCGGCAGCAGUGAUAGCGACACGGGCACUGUGGACGACAGCAGUAGUGACGACAACGAGGAGGAAGAGGAGGAGAAGGAGGAGAAAGCAGGGCGAACAGUCAACGAUGGAAAACGUCGACGCAGUCUUGAGCAGCGUCAGUCAAGUAGCGACAGCCGAAAACGAGGGAGAAACAGCCGCGGCGGGCCCGAGGGUGGAGGCUCAAGAGCGGGCUACACCAACCCUAGCCCCGCAAAAGCCGGCCCUAACAGCAGCACCAGCAGCCCGGGAAAGCUGGAUACGAAACGGCCCACCGUCGGCACUGCUGGUUCUUCUGUUCGAGCGGCGAGGUCCUCGUCGUCUCGGGCUCCUGCGGAGAGUACGGGUAAGGGAGGAAAGCCCCCCCCGACCUCCACCACCCGCGGGAAAGGGUCCUUACCUCGGCAAGAGGAAGCGACGACCGCGGGUGAUGGUGUAGCGUCUCCGCUGCCGGGCUGCAAGUGCCUCAUCUUCGCCCAACACAAAGCGGCCCUGGACGUUACGGAGUCCGCGCUGCUGCGUCCCUGCUUCCCCGGGGUCAAGUACCUCCGGAUGGAUGGAUCGGUGUCUCAGGCGGAGCGGGCGGCGGCGGUGGACCGCUUCUCAGCGGACCCGUCGGUGGCGAUACUGCUCCUUACCACGAGGGUGGGACACCUCGGCCUGAACCUCAGCGCGGCGAGCAUGGUAGUGUUCUUGGAGCACGACUGGAAUCCACAGGUGGACUUGCAGGUGCGAGGAUGUGCUGGCGUUUUAGGGUGCUGCGAGCGGAUAACACGACCGACCGACCGACCGACCACGUACACGUUUUUCAAGUGA